AUGGCGUCAUUUUUCCAGCCCGGGUUCAACGACCCUGCCAUUGAAGGCUGCGAGCGCAGCUCGCGCUUCGAGGUGCUCUGCAACAGCAUCUUGCCGGCAGACAGGCGGUUCGCGCAGUGGCAUCAGGUCCUCGACGUGACGGUCGGUGUGACGGCCAUUGUCAUCCCCAUCCUCCUCUUCCUCCUCUACCGAGUAGCGCGGCCCAAGCACGAUGCCGCUGCUCGAUCCAAACACGCAAGAUACUCCCGCGAUGUCAGCAGGCCAGUAUCCGAACACCAAGGCCCGGCGCCGUCGUUCCGGGCCACCAAGACGUUCCGUGUCUUGGAUGACUUUACUGACCUCCCCAUCUCCGGGGACACGCAGCCGUACGACCUCGUCGUCGUGCCGCUGCGCAGCCAAGCCGCGCCGCCGCCCUCCCACGCCCACGGCGGCGGCCUCGCGAGCUCGGCGUCGUCGCUGCGCUCGAGCCGCAGCGUGCCGGCCAAGAUGAGCCUCGCGCGCGUCGACGUCGACAGCUUCAGCGACGAGGACCUCACGUCGCCGCAGCUCGAAGCGACGGCGGCGCGGCUGCACGAGGCCUACAUGGAGCAGACGCUCGCGGGCUUCGCCGUCCGCUGCUCGUCCCACACCGAGGCGGCCAAGGUCGAGCGGCUGCUCGAGGCCCUGCACGCGCGCAAGCUGCCGGCGCUGCUGCUCUGCCACCACGACUUUGCCGGCCUCGACGCGCUGAGCUUCUUCCACGCCUCGGGCCUCAUCAUGGAGAACGCCUGCAUCCUGCGCGACGGCACGCGCCGCGACUACUUCAUCGCCCGCCGCCUGCGCGACACCAUGACCCGCUGCACCGCCGAGCGCGAGGACCGCCCCGAGUUCUUCGUCGCCUUUCUCGACCAGUGGGACGUGCGGCCGCAUCCCUCGGUCGUCAAGCGCGCCGUCAAGAUUGCCGAGCACUUUGGCGCCGUCAUUGAGCAUGGCCCCUCGGAUGUGGCCAUGGGCGCCAGCCCCGUCGUCGCCAGCGCGUCUCGCACCAUUGGGGGGUUCGAGUAUCUUCGCCGCGCCGAGAUCAUCCAGCUCCAAUCUGUCUGGACCGCCGAGGCCCGCAGGGUUUCGGUGCCCAGGGGUCACGGAAAGGAGGCAGAAGCUUCCGACGUGGCCACCCUCCCCCUGGACGACCUGAGCACCGUCAUGCCCGGCACGGCGGAGCUGCUGCAGGCCAAGGCGCUGCCGCAGGAGCUGAGCCGGAUCCAGGACGAGGUGGCCGCCCUCCGCGCGCCGCCGCGCUACCUCGACGCCCUCGUCGACGGCGACGAGGCCAUGGCCGCCGCCGCCGCCCUGUUCUGGGACACGGACCGCGACGGCACCCACCACGAUGCCGUCGUCGAGACCCAGGUGCACCUCGCCAAGCUGCGCAUGCUGCACACGAUUGAGGGCGUCGAGGAGCAGGCGCUGCUGGCCUCGCUCAAGGCCCUCGCCGCGCACCCGUCGUGCGACCUGCGCGUGCACGACCUCGUCAAGGGCCUCGUGUCGCGCGACAUUCGCGUCUUCAAGGGCCUCGCCACGGGGUUCCGCUGCGCCGAGGGCGAGGCCCUCUUCUGGGGCGUCGCCAAGCGUCGCGGCGCCGGCGACGCCGAGGACUCGGUCGACAUUUUCCUCUCGCAAAAGGCGCCCCAGGACGCCUCGGUCGUGCUGCACACCUGGCUCGCCCACUGCGGACGCCCGCGCGUCGAGCGCUUCGAGCAGGAGCUUCUGCUCGAGCAGGUCGUCGGCCUCGAGGACGCGAGCGGCUGCGGUCUGCCGACGAGUCUGCGCACCGCCGUCGACCGGGCCACGGUCGCCGAGCUCCUCGUGCUGCGCCAGCGGCUGCGGGCGUCGCGCUCUGCUGCGACGAGGGAUGAGGAGCCUCAUGCCCUGGAAGAGGGCAUCCAGCGGUACUGCCGGUCGAGUCUCAUCGCCGACACAACCAAGACGUUCUGGACCAGCACGUGCGCGCGCAAGGUCCUCGACCGCACCAUGUCCAUGCGCGACCUCCUCCGGCUGCGUCUCGAGCACCACACUCGCCAGGGUGCCACCGAGCUGCCUGCCCUUGACGACCUCGAGCGCCUGUAUGACAUGGUCGAUGAGGCUGUCGAAAAGUCGCUCUUCUAUGGCCGUCGCGAGCUCAUGAACGUCGUCAUCAAGGCUCUCCUCGACUGCUAUGAGCCCACGGCCGAGCAGGGCAAGGCGGUCGACGUCAAUGCUGACCUGUUCGCCCUCAUCUUCUUCAGCGUUCUCCGCCGCUCUGCUUUCGAGGAUGUGUACCUCGAGGCCACCGAUCGCUGCCCUCUCUUCCUGUCGCAGCCUGACCAGGCGGCCGUCUUCUCGGAGCUCUGGAUCCUCGGCUCCCAGUGCGAGAACUACUUUGGCCUGCCUCCGCGGGACAUCGGCGUCGUCAUUUACGACCGCUACAACCGGUUCCUCGCCGGGCGGCCGCCCACGGCUGCGGAUCGCAAGAACAACGAGAUCAUGACCAUGUACUCGAGCACCGACGCCGUGCCGCUGCCCGAGGCCGAGGCGACGGCCGCCACCAUCGAGGCCGCCGAGGAGGCGCAGGCUCGCCUGACCCCCCACGAGUGGGUGCAGGUGUGGAAGAAGCGCAUCGCGGCCGCCAGCGCCAUGUCCAUCUUCUGUCUGCCGGCCAUCAUCGACGUGCUGCUGCUGACGCUCGUGGGCCGCGGUCUCUUCAUGACGGCCUUUAUGCGGCCCGACCACGUCGAGGCCGCCGGCUACGCGCUGCUCACGUCGCUUCUGCUGACGGCCGGCGUCACGGGCUGGGUCGGCAGCACGGGCAACUAUUACCUGCCGCACUACGCCUACGACAACAUGAUCUACUUCCACGUGCAGCGGCUGUCGGGCGGCUUCGUGCUGGCGCUGCUCGUCUCCCUCUGCGGCAUCGUCGGCUUUGGCCUGCGCCAGUCGGUGGGCGCCGGCUUCGUCUUCGCCGCCUACCUCCUCAGCGUGUCGACCUACCUCAACCUGCUCGGCGUCAUGAGCACCAUGCACCAGAACGGCAGCCCGCUGUCGUCGGGCCGCAACACGUUCCUGCAGACGCUGCCCGUCCUCUUCAUCUCGCCCAUCCUGUCGACCUUUGUCAACGGCCACGACCUCGAGAUCUACCUGCCCGUCAUGUACGGCUUCCUCCUCGUGUCGCUGUACCGCUACCGGCGCAUCUGCUACGAGUGGUCGACCUGGAUGCAGCACGUGCCCGUCCUGUCGGCGCCCGAGAUUGAAAAGUGGUACACCGCCAAGAUGGACCCCGACGACGACUCGGACGACGAGAAGGGCGCGCCCAAAAAGUCAAAGGCCGCCGAGGAUGCCCAGGCGGCCUUCACGGCCGCCGUCCUCGCCUUCACGCGCCACGGCAAGGCGGCCAAGACGGGCGACGACGCGAGCGACCCCCUCGUCGUCCAGGUCGCCAAGGGCCUGCCCUACGUCGACUGGCUCUUCAAAAAGGCCGGCCAGGGCGGCGACAUCCCCCCUCUCUUCACGACGGCCUGGUUCACCAAGCUCGGCGACGCCAUCCACCAGCAGCGCCAGCUGUCGCGCGGCCUCAAGGACCACAACGUCAUGAUCCUCUUCCGCAUGGCGCGCUACGACCUCGGCCAGAACCUCGGCCUCUUCCUCGUCGCGCUGCUCGACCGCUGGAUCAUGAUGGUCAUGAGCGCCCGGCGUCCCUACCCGAGCAUCUACACCGACGACCGCGCCCGCUACGGCUUCUGCUUCACCAUCAUCUACUUCUGCCUCGGCGCCAUGACCCUCGACACGGCCCUCUACAAGUACUGGGGCGUCCGCGACAAGCUGUCCGAGGAGAAGCUGCGCGACCUCGAGCACGCCAAGCGCGUCGCCGACGAGGCCGAGACGCAGCGCAAGGCCGCCCUCGGCAGGGCCUGGGUCGACAUUAUGGGCAAGCUGCUCGUCGUCUUUGGCCUCGCCACCCUGUGCCUGUGGCUGCUCGUCGACAGCAAGGAGACGACCAUCCUCUACUACUGCUACAUCUUUGGCUACACCUGCGCCCUCAUCUUCCAGUUCAACCGGUGCUUCACCACCAAUGUCCGCGUCCACGUCACCAUCAUCAUCUGCUCGGCCCUCGUCGGCUUCGUCCUCGGCUGCCUGCUCCACGCCCUGCCCCAGACGGCCGGCUUCCUCUACACCGACGUCAUCUGCCAGAACCUGGCCGGCGCCCUCGCCGCCGCCGGCACGUCGCUCUUCACCUGGAAGGACUGGACGGCGGCGCCCGUGCUGGCGGCGUCGCGCGGCGCCGACGCCUACGACGAGCCGUCCGUGACCCUGCAGCGCACCAUGAUGGCGAGCCUCGACGACCAGGCCACGCCGACGCUGUUCGUGGGCGACCUCCCGGCGAGCUUCACCGAGGCGACCGUCAACUUUGAGGACGGCACCGGCCUCGCCAACAAGAUGCACGAGGUGCUGCAGCGGACGGUCGCCGAGCCCAACGAGACGGCGCGCGAGGCGGCGCCGUGGUCGGCCAACCUGCUCGAGACGGCCCUCGACAUGUGGACGUCCGGCCGCCUGACGGCCGCCGUCCUCAGCCGACAGCACUUUAGCGAUGCCGGCCUCGACGACUGCCACUCGCUGAGCUACACCGACCGCGGCGUCCUCCACGUCGCCGUCUGCUUCACCGGCGAGACGGAGCGCCGCCUGCCCGCGUGGCAGCCCCUGCUGGCCAACGUCGUCUGCGAGGCCCUCCUCUACCACGUCGCCGCCACGGAGCUCCGUCUGCCCGCGGCCCAGGCCGUCCAGGCCGAGCACAUGCUCCACGGCACCACGGCGCUGUCCAAGAGGCUCGAGUCGGAGCUGUGGCCCGAGCACGCGUCGAGCCUCCUGCUGCUCGCGCGCAAGACCAAGAUGAACCUCAUGGAGCACCUCUGCCUCGACGUCGACGUCGACGCGCAGUGGGAGACGAUGCCGCCCUCUGUGCGCGAGGCCAUCCUCGACCGCAUCGACGGCGAGCCGACCGUCAUGUCCUCCGAGCUCGUCGACUGGGCGGCGGCCCACAACGUCCAUCUCCAGACGGCCGACUUCCACGUCGCGCUGACGCUCCAGGUCCAGGCCGCGUGCCGCGACCGUCUGCAGCAGAUGAUGCUGCUGCCGUCGCAGGAUCUCGUCCUCGCGGCCCAGGACUCGCCGGCCGAGCUGUACCCCGUCGUCAUCCGCCGUGGCAAGAACCAUCGCGGCCUGUUCCAGGCCAUCUGGCGCGGCUUCGUGCGCGUGCCGGCGCUCGUCGUCAAGUGGAUCGCCAUCAUCUCGGGCGCCGGCUCCAACAUGGAGCGCGAGCUCUUCUACUGCCUGCAGAACGUGCGCUUCCGCGGCCCCCUGCUGCGCGUCAUCCUGCUCGUCCUCAAGGCCUGCUGGCUGCUCAAGAACCUCUGGGUCUACUGGCUCAUCGUCUACCACCGCCCCACGCUCGUCAAGCUGACGAGGCUCGCCAAGAAGGGCGCCCGCCGCAAGAUUGUCAACAACACCGUCGUCGUCGAGCUCACGCGCGCCUUCCAGACGGGCUUCGCCUCGGCCGGCGACGAGCAUGACGACGACGACGGCAUGUCGCUCGCCGUCUACAACGGCCAGCUCACCGAGGUGCCCGACAAGGGCGCGCCGCUGUUCACGACCAAGUACGACGCCAAGUUCCGCCUCGUCAGCCGCCACGACACGGGCGCCGGCACGGCGACGUACCACUACGACCCGGCGAGCAGCUCGCGCCGGCCCGAGACCAAGGAGCACGUCCACAAGGACUACCGCAGCGUCGGCUACUACGACAAGUACGGCCGCAUCGUGCGCGGCACCGUCACCGUCGACGGCGUCGACUUUGCCUUUCAGUACUUUUACAAGUCGAGCCCCAAGGGCAGCGCCGCCAUGCUCCACGCGCGCUUCCGCCUCGCCGGCACCGGCGACUCGCUGUCCAUCUACUGGGGCACGCCCGUCGACCGCAACGACAUGACCUGGGUGCCGUCCAAGUUCAUCGGCCUCAUCGUCAAGAAGAUUGCCGGCCGCACCUACACGACCGAGUACGACUACUCGCACCGCCGCGACCCCGUCAUCACCACCUUUCUCGAGGAGGACGACGGCCGCCGCACCGCCCUGACGCACACGCCGGCCCUCUUCGCCAGCGAGGCCGUGCUGCUGGCGCUGCCCCGGGACCACGCCUUUGACGCCGACGACCUGCUCGUCUACCACAGCCCGCUGCAGAUCCGCCAGAUGCUCCGCUGCGCCCGGAACAAGAUGCCCAGCCUGCUGUCGCGUCUCAACCCCCGCAGCUGGCUCGGCCAGUGGAACGUCCGCGUCUACAAGCCCGUGCCGACCUGGCGCAUCCGCACCGAGCUCUGGGGCAAGUGGCUCAAGACCAACGACCUCGACGCCGUCACGGCCUGCUGGGUCGACGAGCUCGUGCUGCGCGAGGAGCCGCUGCUCAAGGAGUACUGGCGCGCGCGCGACAGCGGCCGUCUCGAGGAUGCGCUCCGCGUCCUCGACGCCAACGUCGACCAGAUCGUCUCGGCCAUCGACAUUGAGACGGACGUGUCCGAGGUGACGCUGCUGUCCAUCAAGACGGCCGACCUCUACGUCAUGGGCCUCGGCAAGGACGCCAACCCCGUGACGACGCGCCCGCAGGACUGCUACAGCGACACCAAGGACCGCAUCUCCGUCAUCUUCAACGACAUUGGCUGCUGGCCCAUGGCGCCCGGCGGCGUGUCCAACUGCCGCCGCGACCUCGUCAACGGCCACAGCACCAUCCGCAACCACGUGCUCGCCGAGUGCGCCAACGACUACGGCGUGCCGCGCUUCCAGAUCGAGAAGAACGUCCAGUCGCUCAAGCUGCUGCCGCUCUGGGGCCUCGACGGCGGCACGGCCAACCACGGCAUCAUCGACGACCUGCUCGAGUCCGAGGUGGACGAAAAGGUCGACGACACCGAGGUGCAGCGUGACAUUGUCGAGACGUUCAUCCCGCUGCUCACGACCUUCGUCAAGGGCGCGCGCACCAAGCGCCUCUCGCGGUCGCACCUCGUCCGCCUCAGCAACGCCAUGCUCUCCAUGGCCAAGUACUACGAGCACAAGGACUACACCAAGACGUGGAAGGCGCCCGAGGUCGAGCAGGCCUGGAUCGCCGCCUGGCUGAUGCCGUACGACGACGACGCCAACGUCGCGGCGCCGUCCGAGUGCUUCGACAUUGCGCGCCCCAGCAUGUUCGAUUUCCGCCAGUCGCUCAACAUCUACCUCGCCUACUUCUUCAUCUUCGCCGUCGGCGUGCCGCAGAGCUGCCCGCGCGUCUUCCAGAGCACCCACCACGGCAUCAGCUCGCUCUUCGGCAUGGUCCUCAAGUACCGCCGCGGCGUGACCUUUGGCAUCUGGGACCACGCCAUCCUCUGGCGCGAGUGCUGCCUCAACAUCUCGCCCGCCCAGUCCGAGCUGCCCGUGUCCGUCCAGUCCAUGCUGCUGGCCGGCAUCGGCCUGGCCACGCGCCUCGCCUACUUCCACACCGACGUCGUCAUGCCGUGCGCCUCCCUCUUCAACCCCAUGUGGGAGGCCGAGAUUGGCACCGACGGCGCCCGCCUCUGCAGCCGCAACGGCUUCCGCCGCAAGAUCGACCCCAUCGUCAACGGCAUCUCCAACAUGGACGCCUACAACCCCGUCGACAAGAUCCGCACCGACACCCCCACCGUCGUCAUGCUGUCCAACGUCCAGAUGAUCAAGGGCGUCAAGGCCGCCAUCCAGGCCGCCGACAUCAUCAUCAACCGCUUCGGCUUCACCGACUACAAGCUCGUCGUCUACGGCGCCAAGGACCGCCAGCCGUCCUACGCCCUCGAGAUGGAGAAGCUCAUCGUCGACGCCAAGCUGGCCAACCACGUCGUGCUCGCCGGCUUCGGCAACUCCAAGGAGGUCCUCAAGGACGCCUGGCUCUUCAUGAACAGCUCCAUCUCCGAGGGCCUGCCGCUGGCCAUCGGCGAGGCCGCCCUCGCCGGCGUGCCCAUCGUCGCCACCGAGGUCGGCGCCACGGCCCUCGUGCUGACCGACCCCGACAAGACCGACCAGCGCUACGGCGAGGUCGUGCCGCCCAACGACCCCCUCGCCCUCGCCCGCGCCCAAAUCAGCAUGCUCGCCAUGGUCGGCCCCUGGGCCCGCUUCACCGACCAGGCCGCCCUGCCGCCGGCCGAGCGGUCGCCCGUGCUCCCCGACGAGAUCGCCGCCGACGACGUCGCCUGGCUGACGCGCCGCUUCUACGCCCGCGCCGAAGACCGCCGCAAGCUCGGCCUCCUCUCGCGCCAGGUCGUCCUCCACAGCUUCCACGGCAGCCGCUACCUGCGCGAGCACGAGCAGAUGUACUGGAUCCAGUGGCACCUCGCCCAGCAGCGCGCCGACCCGGCCCUGCGCGCCCUGCCCUACACCUUUGGCUGCAUGGAGCCGCUGCGCUACGCCGAGAACGACGAGGUCGCCGCCGUCCUCGACGAUGCCGUCUCCGAGAGGCCGCCAACCAUCAUGCUGACGCCGCGCCGCACGAGCCGCGGCGACUUUGACGUCUACCCGGCAUAA
This is a messenger RNA of Verticillium dahliae VdLs.17, 8571 nucleotides long. RefSeq names its product glycosyl transferase. The record is from RefSeq and is a predicted model, not a curated record. The transcript has 5 exons. Lineage: Eukaryota; Fungi; Ascomycota; Sordariomycetes; Glomerellales; Plectosphaerellaceae. Bases 1 to 8571 code for a protein of 2856 amino acids. Gene Ontology annotation, molecular function: glycosyltransferase activity.